GCUCGCUUUAUCCUUUGUCGUUUUGACUGAAAACAACAUUUUAUCGUUUCUUAAAAAAUAAUACUUCUCGUCGUCGUUACUUGUUAAGUUUUAAAAACGGUUCGGUUUCACUUCUCAGCAGCACUCUGCCAUGAUUUUCAGGGAAGCUAGCUAUCGUUAGCCGUAAGAGCUAGCGUUCAUCAUCCACUGUUCAGGGGGAAAGUAGUGGAGUCUCUGCCCGUUGAUUCAGCUGUGUGUGUGUGUGUGUGUGUGGAGGUGGGGGGGAGUAAACUGGAUUAAACAUGGAGAAAAGUAACCGUUUUAUAGAGCUGUUCCACUAUCUCCAAGACCCCCACUUGGUCGCCCGCUUUCAGCGCAUUUGUGGGGUACACGGGACUUUUUCUAGAAGCGUCGACAGCAGCAAGGAAGCAGACCGGACUCACUCGCACAACAACGGGGCUUGCCAUCAUCACAGCGCGGGGGGGCAUGAGAGGGAAAACAUGGGAGCUGGAGAAGGAGAGAAAGUGCAAACGACUGUAGGGGGGCUUCGGAAGAGGAUUGCUGAUUCUAAUGUCGCGAAAAACCACGAUGAGGAGGGGGAGGAUGAAAGUGCCCCUCAGAACGGGGCAGUUGUGUCUGCAGCGACCGCCGGGGGAGAGACGGUUGCCGUGGGGGGUAACGGUCGAAUUUUAUCCGGGACCGGGCCGGAGGAGACGAUAACAGAUAAAGGCAGUAGAGACCCGGGACCCCCAGGAAGCAGCACUGUGAAACCCCUCCGCAAAAACUCUCUGACGGGCGACGCCGGGCAGGAGUUCCUGAUCGAGAACCGGUUCUUGUACUACAUGUUCACUUUCGGAACCGAGCUGGGCAACGAGCUCUUCUACAUCACCUUCUUUCCCUUCAUCAUGUGGAACAUGGACGCCUUCGUGAGCAGGAGGUUGAUCAUGGUGUGGGUGUGGGUCAUGUACCUAGGACAGUGCACCAAGGAUGUGAUCGGGUGGUCUCGACCCGCGUCACCUCCUGUGGUCAAAGUGGAGAUGUUUUACAACUCGGAGUACAGCAUGCCCUCUACCCACGCCAUGUCGGGCACUGCCAUCCCCUUCUCCCUCUUCUUCUUGACCUACGGCCGGUGGGAGUACUCUUUCUCACUGGGCUUCAGCUUGGCCCUCUGCUGGUGUCUGCUGGUCUGCGUUAGCCGAAUCUACAUGGGGAUGCACUCUGUCCUGGACGUCAUAGUCGGCUUCCUGUACAGCGUCCUGAUCCUGCUCUCAUUCCUGCCGGCGCUGGACAUGAUCGACGGCUUUAACCUGACCUACCGCUACGCCCCGCUCAUCAUCAUCGCCCUCCACCUGGGCCUGGGCCUCUUCUCUUUCACCCUGGACACCUGGAGCACCUCUCGAGGAGACACAGCUCAGAUCCUGGGUACAGGCGCCGGCGUGGCUCUGGCCGGUCACAUCAACCACCUCCUGGGUCUAAUGCCUGACCCAACGCCAGACCAGCUUCCCUUCACCAUGCCCGCCCUCAGCCCCAGCCUGGUGGGUGCAGCCUUGCUGCGAAUCUUCUUGGGUGUGCUGGUUCUGAUUGCCACUCGGGCGCUUAUGAAGGCCAUCACAAUCCCACUGGUGUGCCGGUUGUUCAGGGUGCCCUGCGACGACGUAAGGAAGGCCAGGCAGCACAUGGAGGUGGAGCUGCCCUACCGCUACAUCGUCUACGGGGCAGUUGGCUUCAAUGUGCUCUUCCUCGUCCCGCUGCUCUUCAGCUACAUGCAGCUUUCCUGAUUGGGUGUCAGUUCACUUCCAGCUGUUUUUAGAUCAGAUAGCCCAUCCAGAACCCCAUUCCUUUGCUCCUUAAGUUGGAGCUGAAGUGAAGUAAAGCCUAAACUUUUAUCUGAAUGCUGGCAUGUUCUGAGUUUUUCAAUUUCCCCCCGUUGUUGGUCCAGGUUGGGAACAAUGAACCAGGUGAAGCACCUGUGGCGAGUGACAUCUCUGUGUUGUGCCCUUUAAUUAAUUCUAAUUAAUAAUUAAGCGGCUCCUCGUGAUCCCAGGACACACUGCGACGGAGCCUUACAUCCACUCCUUCUCUGCCAGCUUCACGUUAAAGAGCAAAACAUUCUUAAACAGUUGCCUCUGAAAGACUGAGAAUGCCACUGACAGUGACUACUGACAAACCUUUUUUCUGCCCAUUGCUGUUAUUAAGAGUUCAGACAAAGAACCACACAAGUUUCUUUUGGGAAGACUGGAAUGUUUAUAGCAUUUAAAGUGCUUCGUAUUAGAUAAGAGCUUUAACAACUCAACAGUUGAACUACAAUUAAUUUCAUCAUCCAUUUAUCUGGUGACUAUAGUUUUGAUAACAUCAUUUAGGACAACAUUAAAUUGUGUCAUGUUUAGUCCAACCAACAGUCCAAAAACAAAAGAUUUGUGGUGACAGUUACAUCAAAUUGAUUGUUGGAUAGUUGAAGACAACUCUUUUUUGAUGACUUGAUUGAUCAGCUUGUUGUUUUAGCUCAAGUUCAGUGUUCAACUUUGUGUGGUUCUUUGUGUGGAAGCCUCUUAAUAUCAAUAUUUGACUUCCUCCUCUCACCGCUUAAAGCAAUAAGAUUUAUGAUUAGAUACUUCCUUAUUCCUGUUAAAGAGGUCAUGGGAAAUGUGAGUUUUCUUUUAUUUUGGACUCCUGGUGGAGGAGAAACCCCUAUGAUUUUAGCCCCUGAACUUUGAUGGAAAUAAACCAGCACGAGUCAGGAAUAAGAGUCAGAUGAUUUUCCAAUUGUUGUUAACCUGUGCACAGUAUUUUCUAAAAGGGCUUUCACCACUCAGUCUGCUCUGUUUUCUUCUUCUGUUUUUAUCCAGACUAAUUAUUGUCUGUUCACUGCGCGGAGAUUGAUUGGUAUUCCUGCGAGGAAGCAAUGACCUGGCACAUACUGCGUAGGAUUGAGAAGGAAGGAAGGAAGGAAGAAAGAAUCACUUUGUUUGGGAAAUGCACAGAAAGGUUUUUGAAAUAGUUUUUUAAGUGUGAAAGAUUGCCAGGGUGACAGAGGUCUGUCUACUUGCCUCAGCAUUUUUUUUUCUAAACACUGUAAACUGGCUUCCUGUUUGAUGAUCUGGAAGGCACGCUUCCACGUCCUGUGCAGGGGACAGUCUCGUGUCAGCAGGGAGGAGGCAGAGAUAACGCUGCUCUCAGGAGGGAAGACGUGUAGAGCGAUGGGGGGAGGUCAGGGCGAGGAAGGGAGAAUGGUGAUACAACUCUGGCAAAAAUAUGACAUUUUGUAGCAUUUGAGUUUUUUUGGCCUUGGAAUUCAGAAUGAUGAGGACAUUUUUGAAAAAGCAGUUAAAUGUUUUGAGAAAAAGGCUUUGACUGUGACACUUGAAAUGAAAAACUACUCAAAGCAGGUUCAAAUUUGAAGAAAAUGUAAUUGAAUAUUUUGUAGCACAAAGCAAAGUACGGUCAGCCUUUAGGUCUCAUCUUCCAACACAGACAUAAUUAUCUUUUUCUUCAAACACUACAUCUUAAAAUAUCCGGACUUCAUUUAAAAUUCAUUCUGAAACAUUUCAUUUUUUUUCUCUUAAACUUUUACAUUUAUCUUGACUUUUCCCCCUUAACCUUGCCAGAACAUUUUUCAUUAUCAUAACAAGUUCAUCAUGAAAAAGGCUUACAUUGAAGCUCACUUUUUUUUCCACUCCAGAUAUUCUUGUCAGAGAUCAUUAAAGACGGAGCAAAGUUUUGAUUCAUCAAUAACUUUUCCUGAUUGCAGCAGUGACGAAAAGGAGAAGCAUUGUUUUGCAAAAUGUAAAAGGUUUCUGAAGUUGAAAUCUUGAAUUGGAAGCUGAUUUUUCAUUUCAAAUCAGAGCAAUUGGAUUUGAUAAACUUUACAAACUUGGAAAUUCUAUGUAUUGUUUGGCAAUACAACACAUGCUCAGUUAGUGUUUUCAUGUCAGGGAAGUACCGCUGAUGAAAAUUAGAAUAUCUGAACAGUCAAAGAUUAGGAUUAUAAUUUCACUGCCAAUACAAACCAACAUGAUCUGAUGGAGACAAGACAAGACUCACUUCUGCUGUAAAGAAAACCAAAAUGUAUAUUUCAGUGUUCAAAGUCUUCUUUUUAACGCUACUUUAGCAUUAAUUCAACAUUCUUGUUCUGAAAUUUGAAGAAAGAAAAACAGACUCCCAUAUGGACUCCAUCUUUCUCUCUCCCCGUCGUCCUCUUGCACUACAUCUGAGUCACAGUAAUGAAUGAAUCUGUAAGACCACUGACCAUCUGAUCCUUCGGUGUAGAUUUACCGAUUUAUUUUUCCCCUGUGCUUUAUUUUUUAAUUAAGGUGGACUCAGUUUCUUCUCUGGUUGUCUUCAAGUUUAUAACAUCAACUGUAAAACAGUUCAGCUGUUUGGGCGGAAAGCAAAAACAUUUCUGCACAUUUUCUGGAAUGAACAUGUUUUUUUAUCUAUGAGCUGCUUUGUUCAGGACGUCCAGUUCAGGUUCAACGACUGUAUGACCAAGUGUGAUUUUUUUUUUUUUUUUUUGGGGGGGCUCCAAGACUCAUCUCUGAGAGCAGACGUGUGUCUCAAACAUUUCGGUGUACAGUUUUCUUACUGAACCACUCACUUUGAGGCAAUACUGACAGAACAUCUGGAUGGAAACCAAAUGUUCCAUCACACAUUCCUGCAGCAGUUGUGGGUGAAGUGCCUUGCUCAAGGGCAGUUUGUUUCACCAGCUGGCGGUGCGUUCAGGUGCUGCUGCCUUCUGAGCUUUCUCCUCUGAACUGAACACCAACACAGUCAAAAAGAAACAUUUCAUGCUUUUUGAUUUGCCUCAGUGUGGACUCAGCAGGAUGAGCUGGAAGUGUAACAAGCUGACUUCUAUGAUGAUGAUGUUGUUGUUGUAUACGGUACUGUCCUUAUAAGAAUGCACUGUUCCCAGAAUGCACUGUGUUCCCCCUGAGCUGGGCAGAGAGGGUGAAGUUGGGAAUAUAAAGUUACUUUUACUUUAGUAAAAGGACCUUAUACUUCUCCCACCACUGACAUUAAUGACAGUUGACGUUCUGUUGAUUGAUUCAUUGGUUAUAAUCCUUUUGAUAAACUGAUGAUACAUUUUUGGCACUAUUGCAGAAUUUAAAAAAUAUUAAGGAGCAAUACGUCAGAUAUCUACUGAAUUGAAUCAUAAAACGACCUUACUAAAUCAUCAGACAUUAAGAAAACAUGAUAUUUUUAAGUGCCGGCUUCUCUGACAACACAGCAGCAGCCAGUAUGUCCUCCUUCUGAGUUUCCAUUCCGGUCUGGUUUCUAAAAAGCUUUAUGACCAGAAACCUGGUAAACGUAGAUGGUUUAGAACGCAGAAAUGUUUCAAGAACGAUGCAGAGCUUCCGUGUCCGCGACAUGGCGACCUGCAUGGACAUCGACUCUAGGGAGGAGGGGGCGGGGGGAGACAGUUCUCUCUAGUGUUUUGAAUUUGUACUGCAGUACCCAUUUUAAACGCUAGGUGUCAGAGUUCCGUAUUGCUCCUUUUAAGUAUCAUUUAUUUUGUGAAACAGUUUUCCAAACAUGAUUUUUCUCUUUUAUUGAUCACAUCAGUACACUAACCGAGUUGUAAACCCAGAAAUCAUCAGAAAUGAGACCUUCAGCGACAAGAUGAUUCUUUCUAUAUCGUGAUUACGUCACAUAUUCAUAAUGAGUGACACAUUUCACUACUAAAUAGGAUGAGAUAUUUUGUUAGAAAACUACAUACACAUCUCCAGGAUCAAAACCAAAAGUUCCUCACAUGAGCGUUGAAGGCUUUAGAUGCGAUUUUUUGAUCCAGCAGAUGUCGCCCUUGAGCACCAGCGUGAAACCAAAACAACUUGCGGUGCAUUGUUGCGUUAGCAUGCUAAUGCUAGCGAUCUUUAUUAUGCUCGUAUCUUCACACUGCAUGUAAAUUUACCCGAAAUGAGCGUGAUCUAGAAAUGCAGUUAAGCAGUGAGUACAGUAUGGUAUUCUUCUUUUCUCUAGUCCCUCAAUUAAACAACUUUCAUACAAGAGGGGAGGAGUCAGCCGGCCGUCCCGACGAUGUAAACAAACUGAAGAUAGAACUCGGAAAACUCGGAAAGCAUCACAGACAGUGGGACUCGGGUGUUACACCCAUUGUAGACAGUCAUUACUCACAGAGUUAUUUCCAGAGGAUAUACUUGAUUUCUAUUAUAUUUAAGUGUGAAAAAUCGCAUAUAAAGCCUUUAAACUAGAUUCUAAAAUGGAUUUCUGCAUAACCUGCCAACAUUUGACAAAACUCAAAAGACAGCACAGAUUGAUCUGCUUCACCAGUGUGUUUGUCUGCCAGUUGUUGGUCUCUUUCAAGGACGAUGAGAUUUCCCCCUCCAGCUUGUUUCACUUCCUGUGGCCUUGCCUCUUCAUGUGUCUAUAUUUCAGUUUUUUAUUGCGAUUUAUUUUUCUUUGUCUAAAUGUGGUUUCCUUUCUUUGCCAAUGAAACGGGAAGUGUGGCCCUCUUUUGUUUGUGUUAUUGGCUCAGCAUUAAGAAAAACCAACACUUUUUAAACCUGUGGUGAAGUCAUGUGUGGGCAAAACGUCUCAAAUGUUCCAAUAGAUUUCAAUAAGAGCAAAAUACUUUCCCACCAGUUUCUAUAUACGUUAAAACAUGUCUGCAAGGCACGGAGAGAAUCGUUCAUGUUCAUUGUUUAAAAUAAGAACGUGUAGAUUCACUGUUAAACCUGUUUUACAUUGCCAUAAGUCUUUUUGCAAAAAUUGCAGAGAACAUUUGCAGAGAACAUUUUUUUCCCUGCAUACCUUUGUGAUACAUGAUAAGAGCAUCGGUAAUAAACAGGAAAAAGUGUAAGUGUUUAAACAUGUGUUGGCUGUGGACUUUACAUCACAGCAGGAAGACGUUUCCUCUGCAGAUGGAGGAGCGAUCAGAGUAACAAGAUUGAUAAAUUAGAUAAAAACCAAACUUCCUGAGUCUGAUUACAACCUAUCUAUGUGUGUGUCUGUGUGUGAGAUUUACACUGAACUAAACAGUGCUUCAUAAAAAAUUUGAUACAUGGAAACUUGAAUUGGCUGAACAGGAGGUUGGGCCAGAAGACCAUAGAUGUUUUAUGAAAUUUCUUCAGAUUAAUCAGAUAAUAAACUCAACGCAGAACGGUUAAAAUUAAUUACAGAGAUUGUUUUAGCAUCAAUGAAUCCUCUUGUAUGGUUUUGCAGGAACAUUAUUUGGAGAAGUGCUUCCAAAAUUUGUUGUGGAAUCCAGUUUCUUUGAAGUUAUUUAUUAUAAUAUUUCAAUUGGGAGAAUCAGUCUUAUUUUGCAUGUUGCUAAUUACUGUUUAUUGAAGUUGAACAAUUUAUCUGGGAGAGUCAACAAUGAUGGUGAAAACCCUUCAUUGUAUUUGUCCUCACCUGAGCCUUGCUUCAUUUGGUAGGAGCUACAUUUUUCUGUUUACUUAUUUUACCAUCCAAAAAGUUGCAUUGCUUUUAUUCCCAUUAUUUCAUAAUAAGUAGAAACUGCACAACAUUUUGGCAUCUGAUGAAGUUCUUAAACUGCCCCCUGUUGUACUAUCGUCCGAAUAUAUUCACAAGACCAAGUUAUUGUUGAUUGUUUCUAAGAAAACACCAGACAUGGGUAAGAAUGCCCAAAAUUAAGUUUUUAUCCAGAUUUUAUCAGAAAAAAACCCAAACACUGAUGUAGCACCUUUUCUUGACACCCAAAUGUCUUCUUAACUCACUAAAAUAUCAGGGAAUGUAUACGUAAAUAUGUUAAUUAUCAUUUCUAUAAACUGAAGAUAGAAACACUUUCAGCUCCUUUGAGGCCCCUGGAGGCUGAGGGCUCUGCCAGCUUUGUUUUAAUAUAUGAACCUGUUCUGAUCUCAGAGACUUUUAUAAAAAAUUAUUUCCUUCUUUGACCAAAUGUAAAGUAGUUCAACUGUUUAGCUUGUAGCUCGGUUAGCUGAAGUUCGCUCCACGUGUGCCUUUAUUGCCUUUAUCGUUCUUCAGGAAGAUGAUUUUAUGUUCCAUGUGUAAACUGUGGUCCUGAUUUUGUUUUUUUUUAAAUUCUCUUUUUUCUGUCCUGUUGUGUUGCCUUUUGCACUUUGUAGUUGCAUUCAUGUGGAGGGGAAAUGUUUCCUGGUUGAUUAUUAUUCAUUUAUAAGAAAUAAGCUUUUAGCUUCCCACACUGCUGCUUGUUUAUUACUGCCUUCACUCACAAAGCAACAAACUGUAAUUUAUGUCGAUUUAGUCUGAAUUAAAAGAGUAUUUCAUUUUCACAUUUUGUCACAUUUGCAUUUUAUGACUUUUUGCAUGAGAAAAUGUGUUAAUGAGUCACAGAGUAAUGUCCUAAUUCAAAUGAAACAUGCAUUGGUUUGUCUGUUUGGUUAAAGUUCUCAGUUCAUUCAUUGUUUCAUACAGUCGCUUUCUCAUGACAUGUUUUAAGUUCAAGAAACCUCAUUUUUACACAACUGGCAGUACUCUUUUCAACAAUGGGUGUCAUUUUGGAACCCCUUCAUAUUUCCACAUAAUUUAUUGUGAACCACUUUGAAUUGUUCAGUGGUGUCCUAAUGUGACUGAUGUGAACAUCUGAGGACAUUUUAUGCAGUUUCACAGUAUUUGAUAUACCCAGAUUGUUUUGUCUGAUUUGAUUCAAAAUGAAGAUGUAUUUCUGUCUGAUUGUGUGAAAAUAACUGAAAUAAAAAAUUAUGAUAAAUGAAAGUUUAA
Molecule: messenger RNA, 8655 nt
Organism: Labrus mixtus (cuckoo wrasse)
Lineage: Eukaryota; Metazoa; Chordata; Actinopteri; Labriformes; Labridae
Gene: sgpp1b
Product: sphingosine-1-phosphate phosphatase 1b
Exons: 3
Coding region: 282-1757 (491 amino acids)
Biological process (GO): phospholipid dephosphorylation; sphingosine metabolic process
Cellular component (GO): endoplasmic reticulum membrane
Molecular function (GO): sphingosine-1-phosphate phosphatase activity
Source: RefSeq, a predicted model, not a curated record